This is a messenger RNA of Plectropomus leopardus (leopard coralgrouper), 726 nucleotides long. The record is from RefSeq and is a predicted model, not a curated record. Lineage: Eukaryota; Metazoa; Chordata; Actinopteri; Perciformes; Serranidae.
UGAUAGCACUGCACAGUCAUGGAGCUGGAGCACUUUGAUGAGCGGGACAAGGCUCAGAGAUAUACCCGGAGGGGCUCAAAAGGGAAUGGGCUCCCCAGUCCCACUCAUAGCGCGCACUGCAGCCUUUACAGAACCAGGACGCUGCAAGCACUGACCUCCGAAAAGAAGGCCAAGAAGAUCCGUUUCUACCGCAAUGGGGACCGCUACUUCAAGGGGAUUGUGUAUGCCAUUUCUCAGGACAGAUUUAGGUCUAUCGAAGCACUCCUGGCUGACCUCACAAGAUCUCUGUCAGAUAAUGUCAACCUUCCACAAGGGGUGCGGACCAUAUAUACCAUUGAUGGGACAACAAAAAUCACUGCCAUGGACCAGCUGGUGGAAGGGGAGAGCUAUGUUUGUGCAUCCAUAGAGCCCUACAAGAAGCUGGAUUACACAAAGAAUGUAAAUCCCAACUGGGCAGUUGGUGCUAGGACUCUUGCGUCUGUGCGUGACCCUUCUUCCCUUGGUAGUGCCAAGACUGGAUCCCCAGAAACCAAGGAGAGCAAGGACUUCAUCAGACCCAAACUGGUAACCAUUGUCCGCAGUGGAGUAAAGCCCCGCAAGGCCGUACGGAUCUUGCUCAACAAGAAGACUGCACACUCCUUUGAGCAAGUCAUGACUGACGUCACAGACGCCAUCAAGCUGGACUCUGGAGUCGUUAAAAGGCUCUACACGGUUGAUGGCAAGAUG